Messenger RNA from Colossoma macropomum (tambaqui), 9017 nucleotides. RefSeq names its product zinc finger, SWIM-type containing 8 (gene zswim8). The coding region runs from base 1926 to 7739 and encodes 1937 amino acids. The transcript has 27 exons. Lineage: Eukaryota; Metazoa; Chordata; Actinopteri; Characiformes; Serrasalmidae. Gene Ontology annotation, molecular function: zinc ion binding. The record is from RefSeq and is a predicted model, not a curated record. Gene Ontology annotation, cellular component: Cul2-RING ubiquitin ligase complex.
CACAGCUCUCUGAAGCUUUCGAGUGCAGAGCCAUCUUCCAGACCGGAGAGAGCGAGAAAAGGAGGGGGGGACAGGAGAAAGAAUUUGGGGGACCCCGGCUCAGAUUGUCGGCUUUUUAAAGGCAUUUUGGCAUUCAGAGCGAUCAGAAGUAACCGUAGCGGGAACAGGACGUACGUCUGGAAAUCAGGACUGAGAAACCGGUGGGAGAUCGCGGGAGCAAACACAGUGACACGCUGUUGUAGAAGAAAGAAAUAUGAGAGGGCAUCUGUAGUAGUACAAUCAAAAAUACAUAGCUAGCUAACCUAGCCAUAUUUGCCGGUGAACAAAUGUCAAGCCUGUUUUGCAUGGUUGAUGAAGUCGAUCAGCUAAGCUUAGAAGCUUUGUUAACUGAAGUAUCAGCGACAAUCACGACCUCAUUGAAUAAACUAAAGCAACAGAGAGGAGAGCGUUUGUUUUGAGAAGCUACUUGUGUGUUUAGACUAGAUUUGGGGAACAAGUGUUUCCUCCUAACAAAGCUUUGUCAGCAUUAAAAUUCUCUUAAAUACCUUCUGGACUUAUUGGAGAACAUAAAACAUGUGUUGACAAGUCAUAUCAGCUCUCAAGUGUGUCAUUUAAUGCUUUUAUGGCUAAUUCGGAUUAGCAAACUAGCCAGCAGCAGCAGCAGCCUCAAAACUAUUUGCCAGUAGCUAGCUAGCCGCUAGGAGUUAGCUAGCUAGUUUGCUAGCUAACUGGUUGUCUCUCGUCCGUUUGUUUUUCAUUUGAAGAAUCUCAAAACCUCAUAUACGAGCCAUUUUAAUAUCAGAAAGUGGAUUAGUUGAUUUAAGCCGGUCGUGUUUACAGUAACCAUAGGUCGUUGUUACAGGAAGGGCCUGUUUUUCUUCCCCCUCCUCACCGUUCGCUUGAUGUUUAGCUCUUUAUUUAGCCGUAGCUAGUUUCGCUAGCCGAAGGAAGAGCUAUUGUGGGACACAGGCGAGAGAGAGCGGCUCAGCUGAGUGGAUAAACAGGAGAAAGGGGUGCAGUGCAGGAAGAAAAUAGUUAACUUUUUCGAGCGAGUUUGCAAACAGCUCCUCGUCUCUGAGUAAGUACUUUCUUUGAACAUUUCACUACAACACUACAUCGACAGUAUGACUAGCUUAUAGUGCAGCAUAUAGGGGGAAAAAAACCUUGACAGUCCUCAGUGUAGUAGUUUGGUAGCUCGUAAGAAAAGGCUUAGCUGAGUUACUCUUUAUCUGCCAUGCAGACUUGCUGAAAAAAGGUCCAACACAAAGAAACUUGAAUAUGUUUGUAAUGUUAGUGAACGAGCCCUGGGAUCAACUCACAUAAAUUAGUUCCUAGUCAUGAUUAUAAUAGCAGAAAUGUUAUUGCUUUUAUCUGCAAAGAUAAAAAGUGUUAUUUUACUUUGCUCUCUUUGAGUCAAAGUGUAGCCCUAUCUUCUGCUCAGGACAGCUUUCACUAGUUGUGCAUAUUACAGCUAAAUGUUUAUCUUGUCUUUCAAGCUGUAUGUAUGGAUCAGGAUUAGGAGUACUUUUAAAAUCUUAAGCAGUGGGAAUACAUUCCAAAAUCAUGGAUUAACUUUACAUUAAUGCUGCCCAAGGAUCAGAUGUGACUGUUGUGAUGUGGAGUUGAAUGGAUGUGCUUUGACACCCAGUUCACGUUGUCACCGUAAAUAGCCCACAUUUGACUGAGAAGAAAAGGCAAAAAAGACUUGCUUUGCUUGAGAGACUUGGGAGAGUUUCCUUGCUGUGUUUUGGUUCUCUUCACCUCCCCCUCCCCUCCCCCAGCUGCAACUUGCCCAGUGGAAGUGUGCUUCGCUCAUGCAGGCUGCCUGCACUCCCUCUGUCAGCUGCGAGCUGUCCUCCCAAAGCAGCAACUAAUUCCCCAUUGUUGAAGUCCUCAGCUUUUUCUAAUUGCAACCAGCGAAUGUAAUGGAACUAAUGUUCGCCGAGUGGGAAGACGGAGAGAGGUUCUCCUUUGAAGACUCUGACCGUUUUGAAGAGGAUUCCCUUUGCUCAUUCAUAUCAGAGGCAGAGAGCCUCUGUCAGAAUUGGAGAGGAUGGAGAAAGCAGUCUGCUGGCCCGAAUUCACCCACUGUUAAGAUUAAAGAUGGACAGGUCAUCCCACUGGUGGAGCUGUCAGCCAAGCAAGUGGCAUUCCAUAUCCCAUUUGAGGUGGUGGAGAAAGUCUAUCCUCCAGUCCCUGAGCAGCUUCAACUUCGCAUUGCUUACUGGAGCUUUCCUGAAAAUGAGGAGGACAUCAGGUUGUACUCUUGCUUGGCCAAUGGGAGUCCUGAUGAGUUCCAGCGUGGUGAGCAGCUCUAUCGGGUGAGAGCUGUGAAAGAUCCCCUGCAGAUAGGUUUCCACCUCAGUGCCACUGUCGUCUCGCCCCAGGCUGGCCAAUCAAAGGGUGCCUACAAUGUGGCGGUCAUGUUUGACCGCUGUCGGAUUACUUCCUGCAGCUGCACAUGCGGAGCCGGGGCCAAAUGGUGCGCCCAUGUUGUGGCGCUUUGCCUCUUUAGGAUUCACAAUGCAUCUGCUGUGUGUCUGCGAGCCCCCGUUUCAGAGUCCCUGUCUAGGCUGCAGAGGGACCAACUUCAGAAGUUUGCGCAGUACCUCAUCAGCGAGCUUCCACAGCAGAUCUUGCCCACAGCCCAGCGUCUCUUGGAUGAGCUUCUUUCGUCACAGUCAACCGCUAUUAACACAGUAUGUGGAGCGCCAGACCCUACAGCUGGACCUUCGGCCUCUGACCAGAGCACCUGGUACCUGGAUGAGUCUACCCUCAGUGACAACAUUAAGAAGACACUGCACAAGUUUUGUGGCCCUUCACCUGUAGUGUUCAGUGAUGUGAACUCCAUGUAUCUGUCCUCAACGGAGCCCCCCGCUGCAGCUGAAUGGGCCUGCUUACUGAGGCCCCUUAGGGGCAGAGAGCCAGAGGGCAUCUGGAACCUUCUAUCCAUCGUCAGGGAAAUGUUCAAGAGGAGAGACAGCAAUGCUGCCCCACUGUUAGAGAUCCUCACUGAGCAGUGCCUCACAUAUGAACAAAUCAUUGGUUGGUGGUACAGUGUACGAACGUCUGCAUCCCACAGCAGUGCCAGUGGGCACACAGGCCGCAGUAAUGGGCAGACGGAGGUGGCAGCUCAUGCUUGUGCCAGCAUGUGUGAUGAGAUGGUGGUGCUGUGGAGGCUGGCGGUGCUUGACCCCACCAUGAGCCCCCAGAGGCGUUUGGAGCUUGCUGCCCAGCUCAAGCAGUGGCACCUCAAGGUGAUUGAGAUUGUGAAGCGUGGACAGCACCGCAAGUCCCUGGACAAGCUCUUCCAGGGUUUUAAACCAGCUGUCGAGUCCUGCUACUUCAACUGGGAAGUGGCUUACCCCCUGCCAGGCAUUACCUAUUGCAGCACGGAUAAGAAGAGUGCCUCUUUCUGUUGGGCCAGGGCAGUGCAGCAGCAGAGGGGGGCCAAGGUAGGGACGAGUGGGGAACCUUUAGAGCCUGGAGGAGCAGGAGGAGGUGGGCGUGGUGGGGGAACUGAAGUAGGAGCUUCUGAACACAGAUCACGUAGCAGCUCUCACACACCUCAGCAGGAAGUGGCUGUGCGGCCCAAGGAAACCAUUGUGAGCAAGAGGAAAGGCAUGUCAGGAGUCAACAGUGGAGGAAUGUUGGUGCGGUUAGGUGGUGGAAUGUCCUUGUCUUUAGAUGAAGGUACAAAGGGCACAUACAAAGCUGGUGGUUCCUCUUCUUCAGCUAGCAGCAAAGCCAAACUGACCCAGAGCAGUAAGAGCUCCUGUGGAGGCUCUGGUGCUGUUGGAGGGAAGCACCCCAGUGCUAAGCGGCGCACCAGUAGUGAGGACAGCUCUCUGGAGCCUGAUAUGGCCGAGCUGAGCCUGGACGAUGGCUCAAGCCUGGCUUUGGGAGCAGAAGCAAGUAACACGUUUGACUUUCUGCCACCACCGCCGGAGAUGCUGCCCUCACCUAGCCCUCUGCUCCGAGAACCGCGCAAGUAUAGUAGCAGUAGCAGCAGUAUUGCCAAGGACCGCACAUUUGAGGGUAAACGUGUCACCCACUCAGCAAUACCACUGGCAGCAGAUGGACCUCACUGCUUCUCUAAAGAGAGCCCCAUGGUAGUAGCAGUAGAGAAAGAAGUGGAUGUGGAAGCAGAACUUGAGGAAAACGGAGCAGAUGAGGAUCCAGUAGAGGACGUUAGGCCCUCUCCGUCAGCAGCUAUGGCAGUCCCUGUCACAGUCAAGCCUCCUCGAGGCCGGAGAGAAGGUGAAGGUAGCAGCACGGCAGGGACUCCUGGCCCACAAGGCCCAGAAGCAGCAGCGGCAGCUGCGGCUGGUGGGGACCCAGUUGGUGAGGAUGACUAUCAGGCCUAUUAUCUCAGUGCUGCUUCUGAGGAGGGGGCAGAGAGAGGAGUACCAGACAGCAACCAUGAGGAGGAACCGGACAUAUUUGCUGGGAUCAAACCUCUGGAGCAAGAAGGGCGAAUGGAGGUGCUGUUUGCAUGUGCAGAGGCCCUGUAUGCUCAUGGGUACAGUAAUGAAGCAUGUCGUCUGGCUGUGGAGCUAGCAAGGGAUCUCCUGGCCAACCCUCCUGACCUCAAGGUUGAGCAGCCACAGACGAAGGGUAAGAAGAGUAAGGUGUCGACCAGCAAGCAGACACAAGUGGCUACCAACACCCUGUCUAAAGCAGCCUUCCUGCUGACAGUCCUGAGCGAGAGGCUCGAGUUCCAUAAUCUGGCCUUCAGUACUGGCAUGUUCUCCCUGGAGCUCCAGAGGCCUCCAGCCUCCACCAAGGCCCUGGAGGUGAAGCUGGCAUAUCAGGAGUCAGAAGUAGUUGCUUUGCUAAAGAAGAUUCCUCUUGGGCUGGUGGAGAUGACCGCCAUAAGAGACAGAGCUGAGCAGCUGCGUGAUGGAAACUUCUGUGAUUACCGGCCAGUUCUGCCUCUCAUGCUGGCCAGUUUUAUAUUUGAUGUUUUGUGCACCCCUGUGGUCUCUCCGACGGGUUCUCGCCCACCCAGUCGAAACCGUAACAAUGAGAUGCCAGGUGAUGAAGAGCUGGGCUUUGAGGCUGCAGUUGCUGCACUAGGUAUGAAGACUACAGUUAGUGAGGCGGAACAUCCUUUGCUGUGUGAGGGCACUAGGAGGGAAAAGGGAGACCUUGCUUUGGCCCUCAUGAUUACCUACAAGGAUGACCAGAGCAAGCUGAAAAAGAUUUUAGACAAGCUUCUGGACCGUGAGAGUCAGACUCAUAAGCCUCAGACUCUGAGCUCAUUCUACUCCAGUAAGCCAGCCACUGGGAGCCAGAAGAGCCCAUCCAAACACACCACCCAUGGGACUGGUGGAGCUGCAGGGGGUGUGUCCAAACACGCAGCACCCACAGGAACAGGAGGUUCAGCCUCUGUGCAGGGCGUAGCCAGCGGAGGGGCGACUGGACAGCAAGGUGGGCUGACAGGUAGUGGUGUCCAGAGCACAGCGACAGGAGAAGCAGUUGGCGAGAACCGAGAACAAGAUGGAGCUCAGUCAUCCUCAUGUGAUCAGCAGAAUGAGGUUGCCCCCUUUAAGCCUGAGGGUACAGUGCCCAGCCGCCUGGCGCUCGGUGGGCGUGGAGCCUAUGGAACACGCUGCUGGGGCUCACCUGUACGGCAGAAGAAGAAGCACACAGGCAUGGCAAGCAUUGAUAGUAGUGCUCCCGAGACAACCUCAGAUAGCUCCCCCACGCUCAGCCGUCGCCCGCUGCGAGGUGGUUGGACAGCUGCCUCUUGGGCGAGGGGUCAAGACAGCGACAGCAUCAGCAGCUCGUCUUCUGAUUCGUUGGGCUCCUCGUCAUCCAGUGGGUCACGAAGAGCUGGAGGAGGAGCCAGAGCUAAGAGCACGGACACCAGCAGGUAUAAAGGGCGUCGUCCUGAAUGCCACGCUCCACAUGUGCCCAAUCAGCCGUCAGAGGCGGCUGCUCACUUCUACUUUGAGCUGGCUAAGACGGUGCUGGUAAAGGCUGGAGGAAACAGCUCCACUUCCAUCUUUACUCAGCCCUCUGCCAGCGGGGGCCACCAGGGACCUCAUCGCAACCUGCACCUGUGUGCCUUUGAGAUUGGCCUGUAUGCAUUGGGCUUGCACAAUUUUGUGUCUCCCAACUGGCUGUCCAGGACGUACUCUUCACACGUGUCCUGGAUCACAGGCCAAGCUAUGGAGAUUGGCAGUGCUGCCCUCAACAUCCUUGUAGAAUGCUGGGAUGGUCACCUCACCCCUCCAGAGGUGGCGUCGCUGGCAGAUCGGGCAUCACGGGCACGGGACCCCAACAUGGUGCGGGCUGCAGCAGAGCUUGCGCUGAGCUGCCUACCUCAUGCUCAUGCCCUCAACCCUAAUGAGAUCCAGAGGGCGUUAGUGCAAUGCAAAGAACAGGAUAACGUGAUGCUGGAAAAGGCCUGUAUGGCAGUAGAAGAAGCCGCGAAAGGUGGAGGAGUAUAUCCUGAGGUGCUGUUUGAGGUGGCCCAUCAGUGGUACUGGCUGUAUGAGCAGACUGUAGGUGGAGGCUCCGCUGGACAGAGAGAGGGGCCAAGCCGAUGUGGGGCCAACGGUGGGGCAGGGCGGAGGCCUCCAGAGGGGGGCUGUGGUGUGCUAGACAGCGCUGGGGCCAUGGACUCGUCAGGUGUAGCAGCAGUGACGGCGUCUGUGACUGCUGCUGCUGUGGUGCCUGUCAUCUCCGUGGGCUCUACCAUAUACCAGUCCCACACGCUUCCUGGCUCAGCAAUGGCUCACACGCAGGGACUACACCCCUACACAACCAUUCAGGCCCAUUUACCCACUGUCUGCACCCCACAAUACCUGGGCCACCAGCUCCCGCACGUUCCUCGCCCCGCUGUUUUUCCUGUUUCUGGUUCUACCUAUCCACAAGGAAUGCACCCUGCGUUUAUUGGUGCCCAAUACCCAUUCUCUGUGGCCUCUGGCCCUCAUCCCCCCAUGGCAGCAACUGCAGUCACCUUCCCAGGAGUUCCUGUACCGUCCAUGACACAGAUUGCCGUCCACCCCUACCAUACUGCAGAUGCAACCUUGCCCCUCAGCACAACUGUGGCAGGUGGGGUUCACUCUGGCUCCGCCAUCCAGGCGAUUCAGGGGGCCUCUCUUCCAGGCCUUUCCUCUCAGCCAGCCUCGUUGGUCAGCACGCCAUUCCCUGUGGAAGAUGAGCAGCACAGUCAGCCAAUCAGCCAGCAGGGUCUGCACUACCUGCAUUCAGCCUACAGAGUUGGCAUGCUGGCUCUGGAGAUGUUAGGCAGGAGGGCUCACAAUGACCAUCCCAAUAACUUUUCCCGGAGCCCUCCAUACACAGAGGAUGUUAAAUGGCUGCUUGGACUUGCUGCACGACUUGGCGUGAAUUAUGUGUAUCAGUUCUGUGUGGGGGCUGCUAAAGGUGUGCUGAGUCCGUUCGUCCUGCAGGAGAUCAUAAUGGAGGCUCUGCAGAGGCUGAAUCCUGCACACAUACAUGCUCACCUCCGCACUCCUGCCUUCCACCAGCUCGUGCAGCGCUGCCAGCAGGCCUACCUACAGUACAUCCACCACCGGCUAAUCCACCUGACCCCAGCGGACUACGACGACUUUGUGAACAUCAUCCGGAGUGCCCGUGGGGCCUUCUGCCUGACCCCGGUGGGCAUGAUGCAGUUCAAUGACAUCCUGCAGAACCUGAAGAGGGGGAAGCAGACCAAGGAGCUGUGGCAGCGGAUCUCGCUGGAGAUGGCCACAUUUUCACCUUGAGCGCUCCACAUACCAGCUGGGACUCAACUGCAGCUUUGAGCCCAGCCCAGUCUGACCCACAGCCCACCUACCAGGUCAUGUCCUGCACAAGCCCAUCACUGGCAGCACAAUCAGUCCUCCUCUUGGCCCUGGAGCACUCCAGGAUGGUAACCAGUGUGCAGUCUCGCGGAGUUGCCAAGGCCUGGGAGUAAUUCAAGUCUGAAGGGUUCCUGCCCUUAAUAAGUUGACGAGCUCAUUGUUGUGUCUGAAUAUUUUAUGUGUGAUGUCGAGUAACUUAUGACUAGUGUUUAUCCUCAGAAUCUGUCCUUUUUCCCUUUUCACUGAACUAUGUUGAUGCUCUGUGCUCUCCUCCCUUGAGUUUGUUUAAAUGGUUGAAAUACGAAGUUUUUUCUUUUUUUCCAUUUGUUUUCUUGAUGUUCGUUUCUUCAAAUUUGAAUGAAACCACUAAAUGUCAGACUCAUACUGCAACAUUCCUCUGCCUUGGAGGAGUGAGCCUCCACCGGUCAUGAAAGAUUUCAACUUUGGAUAUUCACACCGUGUUCAAACGAGGGAAAAAAAGUUUGUUAAAAGAAUUAAACAGACAUUUAAUAUGAAACAAUAAUCUGAGUACGGGUGAGGAUUCUUCUAUGUUUUGUUUAUUCUUUGUUUUUUUGAUAUUUUGUAUAGUAUGGUAUGUCUGCAGAGAGCAGUUUGGAGAGUAAGAGAAUGUUAAGUGACUGCUAUGUGAGUUCCUAUUUCCACUUAGCUGUUGGUGGCAGGGGCUUGAGAGUCUUGGAACACAGAGGUCUGGCUGGACCAGAUAUCUAUAUUUUUUUAAGCUUAAAUAACUCUUCGUGUUUCACAAAUUAUCAGUAACAAGUCCACUGCCAACUAGGCCCUCUGUAUGUCGUUUGACUUUUCAGUCCUUAAAUCUGAAGGAUAUUUGUGUUUUGUUUUCUGUUUAUAUGUACUUAUUACCAGCAAGUAUUUGUGCAUACACAGACACAAGCAGUAUUCUCUUUUCAAAUCUAAAUUGACCUCUGUCUGUCUCUCAUGCUCACUCUCUCUGAUUUUUUCACCCACUGUAGCUUCUUCUGGACAGGUGGUCCAUCAAAGGCAUCGCCAAAUCCCUGUGUUCCACUUUUAAGUCCAGUGCUAGCUUUGGAACUCACUAGUAGGGAGUGACUGUGUAGAAAAUGUACUGUGAUAUUUUUGUAUUCUUCAAAGUGUAGCUUGGUUGGGAAUAAAAAAAAAAAUAUAUAUAUAUAUAUAUAUAUAUAUAUAUAUAUAUAUAUAUAU